ACUCUCUCCCCUCUCGAGCUCGCGCUGCGGUACAGGUAAACGUUUGCGAUGAGUCAAGGUUAUUUCAGUUCUUUGUUUUUAACAAAGUAGCGGUUACCUAUAGCCUCGGUUACCCUGUGGAGACAGAACAUCACUGAGUAGUGGACAUUGAGAGAAGGCGUCUUAGCGCUGUAAAUCUCUCUGAAAAUUCGAAGUUCUGAUAUCUGCUCCGCAAAACUUAAAAAAGAAACUUCACUGGACUUGCAACCCUUUACUCCUGGUUUGGUUUGGUUUGAAUUAUACGUCAAAGAACAGAGAGAAGACGGAGGAUUGCGCUGAACUGGACUGAGCCAUGCCAAACAAAUACCAGAAAGAGUGCUUAGACUCCCACAAUGCCUAUCGCGCCCAGCAUGGUGCGCCGCCGCUCAAGUGGUCAGCGAAACUCGCGUCAGACUGUGACAAGUGGGCUAAAGACCUCGCGCGCAGAAACACCAUGCAGCACAGCAAGGGGGAGUACGGCGAGAACCUGGCGUUUGCUUCAGGGUACGAAUUAUCUGGGGGACGAACAACAGAGAUGUGGUACGAUGAAAUUCAAAAGUACCGAUUCAACAACCCCGGCUUUUCCUCCGGUACCGGACAUUUCACCCAGGUAGUUUGGGUCGGAUCUCAGGAGAUGGGGGUCGCUAAAGCUGUCAGCAAGAAUGGAGCACACUAUGCCGUAGCACGGUACUAUCCUGCCGGGAACGUCAUCGGCCAAUUUCCGGAGAAUGUCAAGCCAAAGGGAUCUAAAGUCACUAAGGGUGGCAAGCGCGCGCCAAGGUUUGCUGGCGAUGGGGCUUCGGAGAGGAGUAGACUGACUCCAGAUAAGGACAAACCACAAAACGCGCGCGAAUUCAAGAACGACAUUCUUAAGACACACAAUGAUUACCGCGCGCAACAUGGCACGAAAGCUCUGAAAUGGAACGCAAGACUUGCAUCUGAAGCACAAUCGUGGGCCGAGAACCUAGCUCAGAGGAACGCCAUACAACACAGCAGCUCCAGGGAGUACGGAGAGAGCAUCGCUUAUAUGUCAGGUGCCGUACUGACUGGGCGUAAAGCCACCGAUAUGUGGUAUGGCGAGGUGGACAAGUACAGAUUUGAGAAUCCAGGGUUCUCCACCAGUUCGGGGCACUUCACGCAAGUCGUGUGGGCGGGGUCCACAGAGAUGGGUGCUGGCAAGGCAACAAGUUCCUCUGGGGCGCACUUUGUGGUCGCGCGCUACACUCCUCCUGGAAAUGUCAUGGGGCAAUUUCCUGAGAACGUUAAGCCGAAAACAGGGGGAGGCAUUGGAGGCGGGAAGAGCUGCUGUAUCAUCCUGUGAUAGAUGGCGUCGAAUAUUAUCAGGUUGUGGCACUACGAACGACAGGAGCAGCCCGAAUGGCUUGGGAAAUAACGAACACACAAAAAUAGAAGAUGUGGAUAUUUUGAAUGUAUUUUGAUAUAAAAGAAUGAGCCCACAGAGGAAGAAUUUUGUAUCAAUCACCAGCAUUAUGCCAAAUUGAUAUUAGAAUCCUAUUAUAGAAUGGGUUAUAUUACCUGCUUUCGGGGUGAAUUUAUAGGUGGGUGGCGAAGUCAAAUUCUGAUUUUUUUUUUUAAACAAAUAUACAUAAUCAAUAGAGUUUUAUAUUGUAUUUUUGCAUUGCCAAAAACACUAACCUCACAUUUGUCUACUCUAUUAAAAUGGCAUUUUACACGUAGCUAAAUGUAUGUUAGUAAGCUUUUUGACAAUGUUAUUAAAACAGGAAUGAUUUUGA
Nematostella vectensis (starlet sea anemone) is the source of this 1772-nucleotide messenger RNA. RefSeq names its product Golgi-associated plant pathogenesis-related protein 1. Gene Ontology annotation, cellular component: extracellular region. The transcript has 7 exons. The record is from RefSeq and is a predicted model, not a curated record. NCBI's taxonomy places the organism in Eukaryota, Metazoa, Cnidaria, Anthozoa, Actiniaria, Edwardsiidae. Bases 332 to 1339 code for a protein of 335 amino acids.